Caenorhabditis bovis is the source of this 693-nucleotide messenger RNA. The record is from the annotation of a GenBank genome assembly. NCBI's taxonomy places the organism in Eukaryota, Metazoa, Nematoda, Chromadorea, Rhabditida, Rhabditidae.
AUGAAAAGUCACAAGACGCUGGCAGCAGCAAUGACGAGGAAGGGUGUCAGAUUUCCGACGAUUCUUGGAGUGAGCGCUCUUCCGCCGGCGGCUCUGAAGAUGACGGCUCUUCUCUAUUCGAAGAAGUUCUCACAAGCUUACUGGAAUUCUUUUUUCUUCAAACCCCAGCCGUCAACAUCGUCUUCGCACUACGACAAAACGCUGCACGAGAAUCUGAAUUUGGUGACGAAGCGUUUAAAGCUGAAAAUCCUCGAACUCCAAGAAGCGAAUCGAAGUGUGAGCUUCACGCUCGAUCAGCUCAUCGAGCUGCACCACUAUCGACAAGAGGAGCUCGACGAGCGCCUCGAGUCAAUCUCCACAAAAAUUUUCGCCGAAGAACGAAUGACGCCGAAUCGCGUCGACCAAUUCGUCGACGUGAUGAACGACAUCGAGAUUUUCGAGCUUCUACUCGACGCGUGCCGAGCGAAAUACCGAGAGCAAAGAAACGCAUAUCUAUAUAAAUUGGCCGAUGAGGAUAUAAUGAAAAGCAAUAUGGAAAGGAUAGUCGAGAUUGGCGACAAAAUUCCUGAGUGCUGCAAAAAGCGGAAACCGACGGAAAUCACCGAGGCGUUGAACGAAUUGAGUAAUCAGUUGGAAGCGAUUGCGUCUCGAAUCGAACACGACUUCUCAACGUGCCGCUCAAUUAGUCCAUGA